Messenger RNA from Pygocentrus nattereri (red-bellied piranha), 8086 nucleotides. RefSeq names its product ATPase family AAA domain containing 2B (gene atad2b). The record is from RefSeq and is a predicted model, not a curated record. NCBI's taxonomy places the organism in Eukaryota, Metazoa, Chordata, Actinopteri, Characiformes, Serrasalmidae. The coding region runs from base 117 to 4292 and encodes 1391 amino acids. Gene Ontology annotation, biological process: positive regulation of transcription by RNA polymerase II. Gene Ontology annotation, cellular component: nucleus. The transcript is spliced from 28 exons. Gene Ontology annotation, molecular function: chromatin binding; ATP binding; ATP hydrolysis activity.
CUUGCCGACAGUAGAGGGGGAGAGCGAGAAAGAGAAAUGGCGCCUCGGUACUCUAGCUGAGACAGUCAUACGAGGGAACUGACAGAGCUAAGGAGAUUCAAGACGCUAGAAAAAUCAUGGUGAACACGAGAAAGAGCUCCCAGGAAAAACCAGGCAGUAAUUUCAUCUCCUGUCGGACGAGGUCGUCUCCUAGGAACAAUCCAAAGUUGGAGGAGCAGAUCCAUAAGGACACCAGCAGUGAUGUCAGAUCUGGUAGUCCCCGUUUGUCGCCCCCAUCUAAACGCGCACGCAGGCAGACACCCCAUUGCUCCAGUGACACUUCCCCCAGUCCCCAGAGCAAAGGGCAGAGAGUCACAUGGAAUAUCACCAAACACUGCACCAGGUUGUCCACUGGAGCCUUGCAAAAUGGACACAGGCGAAUGACUCUGCGGGGAGAUGACAGUACAGAUGGGGACGAUGGUCACGUAAACGGCCAUGUUGAACUAAAGAGGAGUUGUCGCUCAAGAAAGAGCCGGUUUGAGCACCUCAACCAGAGCCUUCUGUUCGACCAACUAGUCAACAGUACGGCAGAAGCAGUGCUUCAGGAAAUGGACAACAUCAGCAGCAUACGACAGAAUCGGGAAGUGGAGCGGCUACGGAUGUGGACUGACACAGAACUGGAAAACAUGGACAUGUAUUCCCGUGUGAAGAGGCGGAAAGCAAUGAGGAGGAAUACAUUUGGAAUGCAGACCCACCAUAAAGUCAUCAGCAAAUCCGAGGCACCUGAAGAGGAGGAGGGGACGGAGGAAUCACAUGAGGAGGGAGAUGAGGAUGAUGAUGGGGAGGAUGAUGAAGAUGAUGAAGGAGAUGAAGCAGAGGAAGCAGGAGAGGAGAACGACAGACCUUACAACCUCAGGCAGCGCAAAACUGUGCAGAGAUAUGAAGCACCACCCAUAGAGCCAGUGAACAGGAAACAAAGCAAGAACACACUCUUUGAUACACACAGGUCCCCUGCAAGAAGAAGCCAUAUUAGAAUAAAGAAGCAUGCCAUCCACAGUAGUGAUACAACGUCUUCAUCUGAUGAGGAGCGUUUUGAGCGGAGAAAAAGUAAAAGCAUGACACGUGCUCGGAACAGGUGUCUGCCAAUGAAUUUGCGAGCAGAGGACCUGGCCAGUGGAGUGCUUCGUGAUCGGGUGAAAGUUGGUGCUAGUUUAGCAGAUGUGGACCCUAUGAAUCUGGACACCUCUGUAAAAUUUGACAGUGUGGGGGGGCUUGCAGAUCAUAUCAAGUCUCUCAAGGAGAUGGUUGUCUUUCCUCUUCUUUAUCCUGAAGUGUUUGAGAAGUUCAAGAUCCAACCUCCAAGGGGUUGCCUGUUCUAUGGGCCUCCAGGGACAGGAAAGACUUUGGUGGCGCGGGCGCUGGCUAAUGAGUGCAGUCAGGGGGACAGGAAAGUGUCCUUCUUCAUGCGCAAGGGUGCUGACUGCCUCAGCAAGUGGGUGGGGGAGUCAGAAAGGCAGCUCCGCCUUCUCUUUGACCAGGCAUACCUCAUGAGACCUUCUAUCAUCUUUUUUGAUGAAAUUGAUGGCCUUGCACCUGUUCGUUCUAGCAGACAGGAUCAGAUCCACAGCUCCAUAGUUUCCACGUUGCUGGCUUUAAUGGAUGGUUUGGACAGUCGAGGGGAGAUAGUGGUCAUUGGUGCUACAAACAGACUUGACUCUAUCGACCCUGCACUCAGGAGGCCCGGCCGCUUUGACCGGGAAUUUCUGUUCAGCCUGCCAGACAAAAAGGCCCGAAAGCACAUUUUAAAAAUCCACACCAGGGAUUGGAGCCCAAGGCUGACAGAGCCGUUUGUGGACGAGUUGGCAGAAAAAUGUGUCGGCUACUGCGGAGCCGAUAUCAAAGCACUUUGUACAGAGGCUGCUCUGGCAGCGUUGCGGCGGCGCUAUCCUCAAAUCUACCAUAGCAGUCAGCGUUACAAGCUGGACGUGGGAUCCAUCGAGCUUGGGCCGCAGGACUUCAGCCGCGCCUUGCGCUCCAUUGUUCCUGCAGCUCAAAGAGCCCUAGCCCCACCGGGACAAGCGCUGUCCUGCACAUUGCAGCCUCUGCUGGAGCGAUCACUGGCCCAUGCACUCGACUGUCUGCUUCGUGUCUUCCCCCAUGCAGAGCUCCCACACAGGGAACACACAUACGACACUGACAAUCAGCUGCUUGAGGAGGACUCUUACAGCGAGGGUGAGGACGGGGCUGGUGCUCAGUCCAUUUACGAUGCUAUGCCAGGAUCCCCAAAGAAAAUGGACUCCUCCACCACGCACAAACCCUUCCUUCAUUUUACCACCAGGUCUGCCUACCAGCAGCCCACCUCGUACCGGCCACGGCUGCUUUUAACAGGGCCUCAGGGUUCAGGCCAGAGCACACACCUGGCUCCUGCCCUGCUGCAUCACCUUGACAAGUUCACUGUGCACCGCCUCGACCUGCCCACCCUCUACUCAGUCAGUGCCAAGACCCCAGAGGAGUCCUGCGCUCAGGUGUUUCGGGAAGCGCGGCGGAGCGUGCCCAGUGUAAUCUACAUGCCCCACAUCAGUGACUGGUGGGAAGCCAUCAGUGAAACAGUGAAGAGCACCUUCCUCACGCUUCUGCUGGACGUUCCCUCCUUCACACCAAUCCUCAUCCUUGCCACGGCAGAGAGCAUCUACCAGCAGCUCCCUGAGGAGGUAAAAUGCAUCUUCAGUCGCUCAUAUGGAGAGGUGGUUUGUCUAAGAACGCCAGGAGAAGAGGACCGCACAAAGUUCUUCAGUGACCUCAUACUGGUGCAGGCAGCCAGGCCACCACCACGGCAGAGGAAAAAAGUGUGUGAUUAUGAGGUGCUGCCUCUGGCGGAUGAUCCUGGCCCUCGGCAACUCUCUCCAGAAGAACAAAGGCGACUUGAGGAGCAGGAGGAGAACACCCUGCGAGAACUCCGUCUCUUUCUCAGGGAUGUCACCAAGCGGCUGGCCACAGACAAGCGCUUCCAGAUUUUCAGCAAGCCUGUGGACAUUGAGGAGGUAUCAGAUUAUCUUGAGGUCAUCAGAGAGCCUAUGGACUUGUCCACUAUCAUGAUGAAGAUUGACACUCACAAGUACACAACUGCCAAGGAUUUUUUAAUGGACGUUGACCUCAUCUGCAGUAAUGCAUUGGAGUACAAUCCAGACAAGGAUCCAGGAGAUAAGAUUAUUCGGCACAGAGCCUGCAGUCUAAAGGACACAGCCCAUGCAAUGAUUGCCUCUGAGCUGGACCCCGAGUUUGACCGCAUGUGUGAAGAGAUCAAAGAGUCCCGCAGGAAAAGAGGAAUUCAGACCCCGCUUCAGCAGGCACCUGCUCCAGCUGCUGCGGCAGGCAAGAGGCCUACAGGAGAAGAGGCCACUGGGAACACCUCUCAGGUCGAUGGAGUGGAGAAGCAUUGCAGCAAUAGCGUGAAGCGCAAGAACAGGCGCAGACCGAUUUGGGAGCGUGGAAUCAUUAGGAAAAAGAAGAGCAGCAAGAAGGAGGAGGCAGAAGAAGAAGAGGAACCUGACGAAGAGGAAGGAGCUGAAGACUCUGCUGGUGCUGGCCAGGGUGAGGCCAGUCUCAUUCAGGAUGAGUCCUCCAGUGACACCAUGGAACCCCAGCCUGAUAAACAGCUUCCCCAGCCCAACGGAUAUGCCCUGUCCACUGAAGAGGAGAGCUCCAACGAACCUAUUGUAACUCAAGAUCCAGGGGACUUCGAUAAGGUUAAGACAGCUACCUCUAAUGAAGCUCCUCAUGGAGAGGAGAAAGAGGCAUCUGUGGUCUCUGCCCCUCAGGACUGUGUUAAUGGAGAUGAGUCACUGGACAGCAUAGACAGUGAGGCCCAUGAGAAGGAAUUGGAGAAAGGUGGAAAGGAGGUGAUAUCUCCUCUUAAAGGUAAUGCACAAGAUGGAAUUGGUGAUGCAGUCCAAGAAUGCAAGACAAAUGAGUGCAUGUCAGCAGCAGAAGGAGCAGCUAGUGAUGGAGAUCACGACAGAGAAGGCACCUCUAAGGGGAAGAAGUGCCGAAAGCAGCAGAAGGAGGUGGUGGGAGAAAGGCCAGAAGAACCUCCGCAGCCCCCUCCUCCACCUGCUUUAGUCGUUGACCAUCAGCGGCUCAAGGCCCUACUGGAUCAGAUAGUCAUGAAGAGUGAGGGCUACAGUGUGGAUCAGUUGGAAAGGCUCUACUCUUUGCUCAGCCAGUGCAUCUAUCAGCACCGCAGGGAUUACGACAAGACCCACUUGAUUGAGGAGAUGGAGAGACAAAUUCAGCAUUUCAAAACAUUCCUGUGAUGAAUCGAGGGCUUUCAGCAGUGAUCGUAAUCGGAGACUCCUGUGAUACAUGAGGGAGACCAACCUAUUGAACAAAGCCCUUACAGUGGAGCCAAGCAGGUUGGGUGUUUUUACGAGAAGAGGGGAAAGGAGGAGGUAAAGGAGACUUUUACAAAGACUUACAGUGGCAACCUUGGUGCUAUUGUCUCAGGUAUCUGGACAGAACCAGUCUACAGAACCAAACACAACUCAAGACUCAUGUAGUUUUCAGUUUUUACAAACAUAUAUGCCAAUUUCUAAUGGGCGUUUUGGUGCUAUUGGGUGCUAUUGUUUAUCCAUUUGCUGCUCCUUUCCUUAAAAAAUCGAGAAAAGAAACAGAAAAAGACAAAAUAUUAAAAAGGAAAAAAGAUUUUGUGUGAUGUCACUUAAAAAAAAAAAAAAACAACUAAAAAAGAAACCUCAGCCUUCUUUGUCAGGAAGAGACCACACAGCAGCUCACAGGCACAGAUUCUCACCAGCAGUGGCAAAACAUGUGAAUGAGGUAUGAUGCCAAGAGAGCCAGUUUGCUAUUUACUGUGGAAACAAACUGCAUCACUCACCUUCUAUGCCCACUAUUUGAUGCAUUCUUGUGUCCCCUGUGAUAUUUCAACCAGUAGGCAUUUAAGUAGAAGCACUGCGGAGCCACAGUGAUGAUCCUGCCGAAAAGAACAGCGUUUCUAACGAUUUUUGUGAUCCCAUGGGAUUGUAAAAAUUUUCUACCUGAUUCCACUUUUUUGAGAUUUCAGUAUCUCUGUACUGUAAACCCUUUCACUCCCACACUAAAAAAAAGUGUCAUCCCAUUCUGGAAAAAAAAUAGAUGACUUUUAAUGAUAUAAACCGAUAGAUAUCAUAUUCAAAUGAAAUUAUAGUACCAAAAUAACAUAAUAAUGUUAUUUUCUUGUUGUUUAACCUUAGUUUAGACUGUUUGUUGGUUUGCUUCCUUAUGGAAUAACUGGAUUCAGAACUAGCUACAGUAUCUGGAGGCUGCCGCUGCUUGCCAUGUCUUUGUCACCCCUUAAAAGGAUUCUCAUUGGUUGAUAGAAGGCUGAGAUUAUGGAGCUUGCAUCUUGUGAACAGCUUAAAACAGAAGAGGACAUAUUCUUGUACAAGACAACCUCUUCCUGCCUGAUGAGCAUUUACAUAAAGGGAUCAUCAUGGCUACGGUGAUGUUUCUUCUCUUAUGGGAAAGGAUGACUAGCGUGUCUUGUAAUCGGACACUCUGCCAGUCCCUUUCACUCGGAUUAUUCAACAUUAUCACAGUGCUAAUUUGUGUUCUCUCAAUUGCUUUUCCACUCACGCCCACAUCCAUAUCCAUAUCUUUUUAAUCCCCGAGGAGAAGUUUUCUGUAGCCAGGUGGUUUUGCCAUAAUUCUGUUCUAUGUUGCAAUAUUUUUUUAUACAUCAUUUAACAUUUUUACUUACCUCUCAGUUUUUGAAAUAAAACAUUGCAACGAUCAUUUGCAUUACUUAUGAAACGUAUGAUGAACAAGGCAGUUCCGGCCAGUGCCAGGUUGUUCAUUAUAUGGAGCAUUAUUAUUUUUGUGUUUUGUUUAUUUUUUAUAUAUAUAUAUAUUUUGGGGGUACAUCAUCUUUUGCCAUUUUGAUUUUAACUCUCUUUUCUGCCUAUAGUUUUGUUCUGCUGACUGAAAUUGUGUUCAAAUCUUUGGUAGCUACUUAUUCUUUCAGUGACUAGGUUUUAGUUCAGUUUCAGCCUAGUGUAGUAGCUUAAUACCUUAAGUCCCUUUUCUUAAAUGCUUCUUUGAUCUGCUUCUUUCUCCAGUUUGUAGAAAGACUUAUCCUAUGUAAAGACUCAUCUCAUCUUUAUUUCGUCUUUAAAGCUGAGUACAGUUAAAAAAAAAAAAAAAAAAAACAACUUUAAAACAUGCAAAAAAAAGAGGAAUUAGCUCUGGACUACUGCAGUGAAAUAAAGAGCCAUGGCUACCUCAGUUAAGUUAUUUUGAUGCUGAUAAUACAACACGUUUACUGAAUACAUAACAGUAUUUGUCAACAUCUGUAACAUCUCUGCACCCUUCUUCAUUCAAGCCCAGGUGCUGAGUGUGGCCUGUGGCUGAUGCAGUAAUCCAUGCUUUUGUUUGGUUUUGGUUUGUUUUUGUUUUGCAAUUGAGCCGAUACAGAUACAGCAUGUUAAUGUUAGUGACAUUUUUGUAUUGUACAUUUCUGUUUUGCUUUCCUCCUUUCUUUUUCUUUCUCUUCUGUUGCAAACAUAAGCAUCCCUUGAUUUUGGGUUUUUAUUUUGUUGGACUGUUGGGCAGGCCUUGGCGAUAGCAGCCAUAAUGUUUGUCCAUCUCACUACAGUUUCCCUCUUUUCACUCCUGCAUAAUCACAGAAUUCUCCCUUUUUCCAGCUCAAGACAUUUAUUUAUUAACAAUUAUUCUGUUUUCAGCUAUUCUUUUGUAUACAGCUGGUUAAAAGGAGACAAAUUGGAAAUUUGUUACACAGCUUGUGAAGUUUGAGCUGAGUCAUGAUGUAGCACAUUUUUGUAGCAGGUUUGUGGAGUGGAGUAAGUGGAGGUUUACUGGUCUCAGGUCUCUGCUACAUUAAUGACCUAUUUAUUCCAUUAUGAUGGUGGUGGUGCUUUUGGGGGUUUGUGGUAGAAAAAAUGCCGUACGGGACGAGUCUGAAAUAAGAAUCUAAUGUGACGAGUAUUCGGUCAUUCCAUGCCCCCCUUUGUAGACAGAGAACAUUACAGGCCUGGUUGGUGUGAUGCUGUAGUUACUACUGUGAUGUUGACCACUGGUUCUGAAAUUCUGACCUGUUUGUAAAUUUAUCUCAUAAAUUCUGUGUCUAAGGAUUUUGUGACUCAUGUUUGUCAGAAUUUGUGCAUCUUUUAAAACACCUGCUGUAGUACAGCAUGGUCAAAUGCCUGAUUCUAAACUUUGGCCAUUGUGUAUCGAAUUAAGGAUAUAGCUACUUCUAAAAUAAUCAUAUUAAUUUGAUGAUCUGGUCAUGACAGAGUCAAACUCCUCACAUCCUUUUAGUUGAUGUGGAGUGUGUUCAAUAUCUCUGUUUGGUUUUAUGAAUGAUAAUUGCAGAAAACCUGUGACAGUGUAUGAAUUGAGUUUACAGUUCCAGUCAGCAACUGUCAAAACACUCCAUCCUGGAGCUAGCGCUGAAUGGCACCCUCACAUUAGCACCGGUUUAGUACCUGAGGCAUCUGGACGUCCUUCUGGACAUUUUUAUGGGUUUCUAGUAGGGGUUGUUGUUCAAAAGUCUACAUUGUUGCUGGACCAAAAACUGGCCUGUCUACUAUACUCCUGCCUGAGUGGGGCUUUAAAUUAGUAUUACUGAAUAAACCCAAACAGAAGAAAUACAGCAUCCAUCCUCCAUGAACACAUAAGGCAAGGCAUGUUACACACAGAGCAUUUAGCGUCAUGCGUCUUAAGAUUUCUCCAUUAUAUCUGUCUUCACAGAUUAGAAGUCAAAGUGGUUAAACAUCCAGUCAACAGGCUCAGGAGGUUAGUCUGGUAUGCAGAUCCUUUUUUUUUUUUUUCCUUUUCACUGAUGAAUUAAUUGCAACUAAUCUGUAGUCUAGUCUUUAUUUAUUGAUCACAUAUGUUUUCGGGGAUAUUUCUGUUAUUGCCAGGGUCUUUACCCAGUUUUAUCUUGCGACGCAAAGUUGGAACAUGGUUAAUAUCCUGCCCCUUUCUCAAGCGUUUAGUGAAAGUCCUGUUUGAAAUGAAACAUUUACUGUAAUUUCUCAAAUAAACUGCUGUGAUUAUACUUGAAUAAAAGGUUCAAAUUGUAUUCUUUGUUAAA